CCAGACCAUCACCCAGCUCUUCAUCCUUCGUCACGUGACCUUUUCAGUCAUGUUACGUAGAAGCUCUCGACUGGACAUCGCAGGAUAUUACAACCUUCAAGGAGAACCAGUCAUUUCCUACAGGGAGACUUCUACUUACAGAAGACCUAAGAGGUUUGCUCAUGACAGUCGAAAAGACACCACCAAGAAAAUGGUCAGGUUUGUACCUGAGGCCAAAGAGGCCAGCGGGGUCAGAGGGGCCAACGAGGCCAGCAGGAACAGCAUUAAUCGCUGGCUGUUCUACAUGCUGUUCGUGUGUCUUGGAAUUGUAAACUUCACCCUGGCUCUAUCCAUGAACAGCAACUCUCUGGAUACGGUCUUGAGCAGAACUGAAGGGCUGGAGCAGCAGGUGAGAAUGCUGCAGAACGAGGUGCUGAGGUUAAAGAGGAUCAACGAGCUGCCACCAUCGGACUCUAUGCCCAACUUUGCUCUGGAGUCGCAAGGGGCCCGUCUUUUAGCUCACUUAUCCUCAAAAACAUACCAAAGCGCAAAACCAACCUUUUCCAUUCCUAUCUGGAAUUUUUCCAUACCUUUUUGGAGACCAACUGCGGACCCAAGUAUUGUGACUCAGGGAGGACCAAUCGUGGUCGGACGCUGCUGGCCAUUUCAUGGGCAUGAAGACUAAAGAGGAUGAAGGUACCCUACUAGGAACCUUUCGUUAUGAUCAGGAUGGCGAGUCAGUGCAAACUUUCAAACUGUCUGAUCAGGAAGAAGGUGUCUUCAGCCAUGUGAAGCUGCAAGUCGCGAGCAACUGGGGUCAUCCUGACUACACAUGCCUCUACAAUUUCAGGGUCCAUGGGACCGUAUAGAAGACGGUGUUCCUAUGGGACCAUGUUGGAGCAAACACUGUCUUCUGGGCUGGGUGCAGAGGCAGGUGAGAAUGUAUUUGUUCCAACAACCAACCAUCUAUGAAUAAAAAGGCUUAAUUUAACUUUGUGUUGUGGAAUUUGCAGUCAUAAGAAAAAUUUAACUUAACCUCUAUGAAUUUAGAUUCCAACCAUCAGAGUAACACAUUCAAACAAGUAAUUUCAAAACUCACAGUAUUCGUAAAACCAUGAAAGGUUUCUGUCUAUUCUGUCUUUCUAUCUCAAUCUGUUUAGUGAAACUAGAACAGUUUCAAUGUGGAGCUAAAGCAAUGUCCAAACUUAAACCAGUUUAAAAUAAGGUAUAAAGACAUGAUGUUCUCAAGGUACAGGGAUGAAGUGGGGGUUUGACAAUCACAAGGUGUUUACAGGGGUUACUGUUUAUUUAUCUAUUACUGUUUGUUUAUUUAUCUUUGUCUUAGUCUAUCUUUCUAUUUUUUUCUGUAAAGAAUAAUGCAAAUUUGGGUUAGGGUUGGGGGUCUAUGUAUUAUCACAGCCUUGCUCAAAGGCUGCGACAAAGGGGGAGACAGACACGAGGUGGCGGCAAAAGAACACUUGAUUUAUUUAACAAAACACAAAAGUAAUGUGGAAAUCAGUAAAUCAGUGGUGUGGAGCGUGUGUGUGUGUGUGUGUGUGUGUGUGUGAAUUUGUGUGGUGUAAAA
Molecule: messenger RNA, 1564 nt
Organism: Sebastes umbrosus (honeycomb rockfish)
Lineage: Eukaryota; Metazoa; Chordata; Actinopteri; Perciformes; Sebastidae
Exons: 9
Coding region: 50-664 (204 amino acids)
Source: RefSeq, a predicted model, not a curated record